Fusarium coffeatum is the source of this 2295-nucleotide messenger RNA. RefSeq lists its product as uncharacterized. The coding region runs from base 1 to 2295 and encodes 764 amino acids. The transcript has a single exon. Lineage: Eukaryota; Fungi; Ascomycota; Sordariomycetes; Hypocreales; Nectriaceae. Gene Ontology annotation, molecular function: protein binding. The record is from RefSeq and is a predicted model, not a curated record.
AUGCCUCCCAUCGAAGCACUGCCCGUGGAAAUCAUCUGUCGCAUUGCCGACAAGUGCAUGGUUGAAACUAUCAGCGACAUAAAACUGUCGGCGAGGUCGCAAGUGGCAUUGGCUCAGACGAAUCGUCAUGUCUAUAACAUUAUACGACCGCUACUACGGGCAACGAGAGUAUGUAUUGCAGCUGAAGAAGGACGUCUGGAUAUCAUUAAGAAAGCGUACCGAGAUGGCGCAAACCUGAAUGUGACAGGAUCGACAAAACACGGACAGAGAGGCACCCCUUUACAAUACGCCAUUAUGAACGGACAUCGUGAUAUCCUCGAGUUCCUAGUCGAAGUCGGUGUCGAUCCCCACGUUCCUUCAGUAGGACUCUGCGAAUGCUGGCAACACAUGAGUGACACGAAGCCUUAUGUUCUUCACACAGCAAUUAAUCACGGCAAGAUAAAAGGAGCGGCGAAGCUGCUUGUUCAGAAACUGGGAGCGUACUGGUCUGUGAAAGAUUUACCUGCACUGCAAGAUGAACCAGAUGAAGAGAAGGAAGAACAGAAAGAAGUGAUCGACCUCCUUGCCAACCUUCCAGGACCUGGGCCAGCUGGAGAUGCUCUGACUUAUGCUAUGAGCCGCCACGAACAUGAUCUCGAAGAGCGCAUACUCGCAAGACCUGAUCUGGACGUCUCAGUUGCUGACUCACUUGGACGUACACCUUUGUUCAACGCUAUCGUAAGCCGCCGCCUCGAUAUUGCUAUGACGUUACUCGAACGUCCAGAAGCCGAUGCAGGUAUUGCUCAACAGAAUGAUCUUACGCCGUUGCACGCGGCCGUUGAUGCGAGGAGCUUGCCACUCGUCGAGGCACUUCUUAAACGACCAGAGGUGGAUGCAACUAAGAAAGAUGAUGUGAACACGACCCCCUUCCAUCUCGCCACACAACACGGUGAACUGGAAAUUGUGAAGCUUCUGCUCGAACAACCUGGAGUCGAUGUAGCAUCACCCGACGAUGAUGGAAUGACACCGCUCCACUGGGCAGUCAGGAGCCGUUAUCUUAUGCUGCAUCCGUGGAAAAGGCGAAAGGGUGAGACAGGGGAGUCUUUCUGUGAGCCAGCAGGUUACAGAAGUGAAAGUCUCGAAAUCAUCGAGAUCCUGCUGGCUCGUCCAGAAGUGAAUGCUGGAUUACACAGCAAAGACGGUCUCACACCUUUGCAUCGUGCUUGCUCGAUAGGCGAUCGCAGAGUUGCUGAACUCUUGCUGAAGCGUAAGGAGGUUGACCCCAAAGCACGGGGCUUGAACGGGCAAACACCUCUUCAUAUCGCGGCAUCGUGCACUCGGCGUGGUGCCCUGAUGUUGAUGGGUUCUCUACUCGAGCAACCGGGUAUCGAGAUAACAGACACCGACUAUGAUGGUCGAACGAUCCUGCAUUAUGUUUGUGGAUGUCUUAGAAAAGCUUGGAACGCCAGUCUUGUGAUAGAAACAGCCCUCCGAGAGGGCGUCCCUAUUGAUCAAGUAUCCAAGAAUGGCUUAUCAGCUUUCCAUCAAGCUAUCUGCAGUGGUGACUACAAUAUCGCCAUGUUACUUCUUGACCUGGGUGCCGAUCCUAUGGUUUCUACGCGGUUCAAGUACAACAACAAUUUGCUACAUCUUUGCUUAAAGGGAGAUGGUAGCAGCGCUGAUGUUAACAAGAUCAUGAGAGAAUCUAUUAAGCGAAGAAUUGAGAUCGAUACACUUACAGAUUCGCCUCUCUAUGAUGCCUGGAACGACGAAAAGGAACAGGUUGAAGACGUUGAAGGCAUAAGAUCGAUGGAUAUUCUCAUUGGCACUGACUGCACUCCUCUAUUUUUGACAGCAAUAGGCGAGGAGAAUAUCGAAGGUAUGAGAGCGCUACUCGAUGCAGGAGCAGAUCCCAACGCAACCGUCAUCAUAAGAGAUCUGGAGCUCGAAGGCAAGACGAAGGGCAAUCGCCAGGCGUUCUUAUCAGGGGUCUUCCGUCAUUCUUGGGAUCCAGAGGAACCAAGCAAUGACGACAUAUUCGAGAAGGAAGAUGUUAUCGCAUUGUUAAUUCAACAUGGAUCACGCAUAGACUUUGACGGGUCAGCUGAUAGUCCUCUUCAGGAAGCCUGCAAAGCAGCAGAGGAUGGUCGAGGAGCUCUGCUGGAGAUCAUACUGAAAUGCUCAACAUCCAAGAGUGUUAGUCAGAGGCAUGCUAUAGAAGUGAUCUCCGAGUAUGCAGAUAAGCCACAGCACGGCGAAAUUGGCCAAAUUCUCCAAAUGCUGAGGAUAUUUGAGCGCAAGCAUUUUGGCACAUAG